Molecule: messenger RNA, 9249 nt
Organism: Rotaria sp. Silwood1
Lineage: Eukaryota; Metazoa; Rotifera; Eurotatoria; Philodinida; Philodinidae
Source: the annotation of a GenBank genome assembly
AUGGGGCAACAGAUAUCUUUAUCUGAUUUUAAAAUAUCUGAUUUAUUGGCAACGAAUAAUCAACAAUCGAAUGAGGUAUUAUCUGCGAAUGAAACAGACGAUAUUCAUUUAUUUUUACCAUUUGAUAUUAUCAAUGAAAUCAAUAAAAAUUUCACUUCGUUACCUAAUCAGAAGAUUUCAAAUGAACUAUCAAUUACAAAACAAGUAUUGAUCAAUCAAAUUCGAAAUGAUAUAUCUAAUUUCUCGAAUUUAUUUGGAGUUAAGAAAUUCAAUAUGGAAAUUGUAGAAAUACUUAAAAAAAUGUUCGAUUAUAUUGCAACAACGAAUACCAAUCUACAAAAUUCUAUGCAAUCGAUCAUAAAUAAACAGGAACAAUUGAAAAAUUCCUAUAGUGAAAAAUUAAAAGACGAUGAAAAUGAAAUGAAUUCAAUAUUUUCUGAAACCUUGAUCGAUUCGGAAAAAAUAUUAGAUGAACAACAAGUAAAGGAACUGUCAUUUUUUGCUGUUCAAUCUUUAAUAACUAUGCUAUUGAUGUUACUCAAAUCAGUGCAUAAAUCUGAUUCUACUAUUGUUCAUCAAAUGCUCAAUUUGACAAAUCAACUUGUUGAACAAAUUCCAUUGAACUGUCUUUCAUCCGAUGUUUACAAACGAUCACACAAUUUAUUUAAAUCUGUAAAACCAUUAACCGACUAUUGCCAAGAAUUAUCAAUACAAACUGAUAUUGAUCCAAUUGCAGCAAAUCAAUCAAUUAAAAUUUUAUUUCAUUUUUCUGUCAUGAAGGCAUCAUUCAAAGAUAUUCUACCAUUAAUAAGAAAAUUAAUUUUCAAUACGAAUGAUAUUUUUGAUAUAAGAAAAUUACUUGUUAAAUUGAACAAACAUCUAACGAUGACGUUAGAUCGAUUUCAAAAAGAAAAUCAAACAUCAUCUAUAACAACAACUAUACCACAAAAUAGUACUACAGAUAACAAUGUCACAACACAAGUUCAAAAUAGAACUGAAGCAGUAUUACCAACUGAAAAAGCAUUGGAUAUUGAACAGAAACUUUUGGCUGCUAUAGAAUAUCUUAAAUUAAUUGAAGCAUAUCCAAAUACACAAUUGAUAACAAUAAAUAAAAAGAAAUUCACUGGUCAAUUCAUAUGUUCAAUAUUACUUGUUCAUAUUGAUUUACAUAAUCAAUUUCAUGCAAAAUCAAAAUUCGAACGUGGUUCUAUAAAUGGAUCAUUUUCAUUUGAACUAGAAGCUGAAACAUUUAAAUAUCUAUUUGAAAUAAUCGAACAAUUAACAAUAGUAAUAGAAACAUCAUCCAAUACGAAUCUUGAAUACAUUUUGAACAUUUGUUUAAGAUUAUUCACAACACAUUUACAAUUUUUAAUAAGUGCAAACUUCGAUAAUUUUCAUGAUUUUUUGAAUGAAAAUGACAUUGAAAAAUGGUUCACAUUGAUAUCUAAAUUAGCUCUUGAUGAUAACUUAGAAGAGAGAAAAAAAGAAGCUUCACAAGCAUUGACCUAUUUGAUCGAAAAACAAACAUUACCAUUUGGUGAAAUGUUAACGUUCAUUCAUAAGCAUAUCAUUGAAAAUCGACAUCCGAUAUUAAUUGAUCAAUUAUUAAAUAAACUAAAUCAACAAGUAUUUAUAUAUGAAUGGAUUGAAAUUCUUUGUGAUAAUCAACAUACACAAGACAGAACAUUAGCAUACACAGUCUUACAUUCAUUCAUUGAUAUUGUCUUAAAAUCAACUUUCGUAGACAUUGAAAAAGUUAAUCGUUUACGUGAAAUUAUAAUUAUGUUUCAAGAAUUACUUUUAGUUUAUUUAAAUAAUCAACCAGUCGAUAUAUCCGAUGAACUUAAACCAUCUGCUCUAUCAACACUUGGUAUAGAAUAUACGACACAUAUCAUCAAAUCUUGUCUUCAACAAGAAAUUCAAAGUAUUUUAUUCGAACCACUUCUUCUUGGUCUAUGUACUCUUACUGAAUCAAAAUUUAACUUUGCUAUCAUACAACCAAUUUUUGCUGCUGUCAUGCCUUUAUUUGCUAAAUAUAUUAUACAAACAAAAAUCGAUGUUGAAAAUAAAACAAAUUAUUUAAUUUCAUGGUUAUUAGGAAAGAUGAGUCAUCGAUUAAUUGUUGGUCCACCACAGAGUCCAUUAGAAAAAAAAUAUAAUAAAACAUUGAAAUUACCAUUAUUUUCUGGUGGAUAUGAAACUCUAACAACAGAUGUAAAUCCAUAUCUAUCGAAUUUAUUCAAAUCUAAUUUAACUAUUCAUAGUCGAUUUAUUUUGCCUUUACGACGACAACAAUCAAUAUUAGACAAUGAUUUCUUAAUUUCAAUCUAUCAUAAUACUGGUCCAGGUGCAAAAUUAAUAUCAAAAAUGAAGUUAUUCAUUCGAAAUAAACAACAUAUCUUACAAAAAUCAAUUGAAAUCAUUGCUAAUGAUGCUUGUGCUGCAAUAUUUGCCGUUUACAUAAAACAUUAUCGUCGUAUUGAUCUAGCUCAACAUGAAUUAACUCAACCAAUUGAACAAAAACCGCAUGCUAAACUUCUCAUACUCUAUGAAUAUGCUAAUGAAGUACGAAGAAUUUUUGCAACGACAAAAGCUCGUGGUGGUGAUUGUGAUGAACUUUAUAAAAGAAUUAAAAAAGAUGCAUUAUUAUUACUUGUAUCGAUUCGAGAAAGUUCUUUCAUUGCAAAAAUUAAAGAAGAUUACUCAUUACCAAUUAUUACUACGAAAAAAUUUCAUUUACAACGACAACAAUCACAUUGGACAAAAGCAAAAUGUAUCAUUCAAUUAAUUCGUAAUACAUUAAAUGCUUGUAUAAGAUUAAAAAAUUUAAUGUUAGAAAAAAAGCGAGCCGCUGAAGACAAGAAAGAUAGUGAAAGUAUUAUGCAUCGAGCUAUUACAACGUGUCUCUAUGAAAAUGAAAAAGGAAAAAUUGAAUCCGAUGAAAUUGUUAAAUGUCUUACACGACAAUAUCAACGUGCUAUGACUAGAUUAAUUACUUAUCGAUUUGUUGAACAAUUAAUUAUGACUAGUAAAGAUACGAAUCAAAUUCUGACUAUUUUAUUUAUGACAUUAAAAGAUAAUAAUCUCGAUUGGCAUUAUCUUGAAAAUAUUCGAGCAUCAAAUAAUCAAUUGAAAGAAGAUAUUGGAAAACUCUAUUAUAAAAUUAUUAAACAUAUAAUAUCCAUGUCAACAGAAUCUAAUAUGAAAACAUUGUUCAUAUUACGUAUGUUUAAUCUUAUAAAUUUAAACUAUGAUUCAAUGGAUUUAUGUCUUUUGAAUCAUUUUCAAUUUAUUCAAGAACUAUUCAAUCCAUUUAUUAGCGUAAUGAAAAUAGGCGAUACGAAAAGUGUUGAUUCAAUGAAUUUGAAUUUUACAGCAUUCGAUUGGUUUCGUUUAGUUUUAUUACAAUUAUGUGAAAAUAUUGAAUUAGAGCAAUUACGAGAUCUGCAUUUCGGCAAUCGAAAAUUUCAUCAUAUCUUACAAGAACAAUGUGGUUUAAUUUUUAAUAAAUUAAUUUUAACUGAACUCAAACAAUUACAACAAAACAAAUUGACAUUUGAAAACAAAUACGAAGAUUCAUCAUUGAAAAAUAUUUCAUUUCGUUCUUUGGUUGUAUCAUCGAAAUUUAAUGUUGACGUUUGUAUACAACAAUAUUUAAUGCUUUUACUUCGUUGUAUUCAUUUAUAUGAUUAUAUUCGAUUGAAUUAUGCUACGAUGGAUUAUAUUGAACAAUUAUACAAUUUAUAUGAUACAAGUCAAUCUCUUCGCAUUCGUCUGCUAACAUUAAAAAUUCUACGUGAUCUAUUGGUAUGCUUACCCGACGAUACCAAUGGAAUAAUGAAUAAAUCUUUUAUUGAAAAUCUAUUAACGAAAAUUUUGUUUCUAAUUGGACAGAAUUUUAAUUUAUUAGAAACUGAAAAAACAGAUCUUGAUAUUAUCAUUGAAUUUAUCUACAUCUAUCGUACAAUUAUGUCACAGAAUUCACCGUGGCAAAAACUUGCUAUUGAAAUGCUUGUCGAUGCAAUAAAAUCCUGUAUGAAUUUCAAUUUUAAAUCAUUAGAAACAGUUGAAUUAAAACAAAUGAAUGUUUUUCUUGCAUCCAUAUGUAUCUUAGGUGGUUAUGUUCAACCAUUUUGUUUGGGUUCAACUGUAGGAAUCUAUUCAUCUGAUACAACUAUAGAUGAAUUAGAAUAUGCAGUUAUAAUUGAAGUUAAUGUGAAUGCUUCUGAAUCAGAUUCAUCCGAUGUUAAACCUUAUCUGGUACAAUAUGUAUCUACAAACCAAACUGAAUGGCUUUCAUCGAAUCAAAUACAUAUCAUUGUUGAUGUUCAAACACCGAAUCUUGCACUUUUACCAAACGAUAAUACAGUUCAUACUAUUCUUGAUACAUUAGGAUUUCUUGUACAAAUUGAUACAUUAACAAUUGAUUCAUUAAUAUUAUUAGAUAUAAAAUGUCGUGCUGUCAAAACAUUACACGAUAUAUUGAAUUAUAAACAGGUUAUUGAAAUUUUCAUGCAAAAAUCUUAUGCAUCAAUAAUUGCUAAACUAUCGAGUUGGAUGGAACAUCUUAAUUCAAUUCGUAGUGUAAUACCAAACGAUUUGCGUUUGUUCAAUCGAUUACAUUUAGAACAGUAUUAUCUAAGUUUAGAUAGAUAUGCAAGAGAAAAUUCAGUAAUUGAAAACAAACUUGACAAUAUUCCUAAUGAAAAUGAACAAAAACAAAAGAAAUUUAUUCGUGAUCCCAUUAUUCUACAAUAUCUAUCUGAAGAAAGUUCGACAAAUAUAAACUGGAAACCGAUUGCAUCAAAGAUUGAGAUAAAAUCCUACAAAAAUGGUCGAUUAGGAAAUGAUGAUAUUCACAUUGUUCCUGUGCCUCCCAGUAAUGAUCUAUCGAUUAUAGAAGAAUGUGGUAUUAAACAUAAAUUCAAAGGACGAAUUAAUAUAACCGAUGAAACUGGAGAUAUUCGAUAUCGAACUUUCAUUCCUGAAGGCAUAGAAUUAAACGAAGGAAAAUGGUAUUUUUGCAUUAAACUUCCUCUGGGUGGUGAAGCAAAUAUUGGUUGGGCAACCAAAGGUUUUAAUCCAUCAUUAAAGAAUAGUUACGGCGUUGGUGAUGAUUAUUUUUCAUGGGGUUGUAAUGGAGAACGCGCAGUAUACGAUCGCAAACAGCGUAGCUAUUUUUUUUCUGACGAUUCUUGGGAUGAAGACGAUGUAUGUGGUUGUGGUAUUGAUAUCGAUGGUACAAAUACGACUAUUAAAUACUGGUUAAAUGGUAAAUUUCUUGGUACGUUAUUUUCAUAUAAUGAAAAUAAGACAGUUGAAUCAGUAGUUAAAACAAAUUUAUUACCAAAUGGAAUUUUUUCUAGUUAUUUUCCUGCUGUUACUGUUAAAGUCUAUGACAAUGUGGCUGAUACAGGGGUCUUUGAAUUUAUAUUUAGUCCAGAAGAUAUGAUAGAAUGUCCUUUACCAAAUGGAUACAAACCAUUAUUGAUGCCAAAACUAUUGACCAUGGAAAAUGUAUUAGUAGCAUAUCCUUAUAGUGCAUAUCUUAUUGGUAAUGAUAUUCAAGAAUAUUUCUAUACGAAUCGUUGUUCAAAGAAUGAUUCCACUGAUGAGAAAAUUCAUUUGCUACGUGAUUUUGUCAAUAAUCAACAUCUUGAAGUUUCAUUCGAUGUUAAGAUGAUAACAACAGAUAAUCAUCUAUUGAAACUAUCCGAAGAGAAUCAUGGCUUCCCAUUGUCACUUGAUAAUCAUCAAUCAUUAACUAUUAGUUUUGAUUUUGAACUUUCCAAGACAGAAAAUUGUCCUGAUGAACUGAAUGUUGUCUUGUUUACGUUAGACGAUGCAACGUUUUCUAUGUGUAUCUGUAUGAAUGACGAUUUCACCGAUGAAACUAUGGUAAAACGACAACGUGUUGCUAUUCUAUUUGAAAUAAAUGAACAAACAAAAGUCUACAUUAACAAUAAGUUUCAAACAUUAAAUUAUUGUCACAAUUAUGAUUCGCAAAUAAAUACAAAAUUGAAUCUACAACUUUUACCAUAUAUAAAUGCUGGAAUUCAAAAUUUAGGCAUAUGGACAUAUAUAUUGUCGGAAGAGUAUAUUCAACGUCUUUUUACAUAUGGUCUCUCGUUUGUUGCUAUCGAUUAUCAGCAAUUAAAAAACUAUCAAAGACAAAUAAAUACAAUUCAAUUCAAAGCAGAACAAAAAUAUUUCACAAAUGAAAUACUCGUUCCAUUUAAUGGACCAUUUAAGUCCGACCUAUGGAAAAAAAGACAAGAGUCGAUUGAUCAUGAUGAAUCGAAUUAUUUUAAGACUAUUCCAAAUACUAAUCAAUCUGUUGUACAACUCUUUGGAAAUAACACUUAUGUAGUUUUAAGUACUUCAAACCAAGUAUGGUUAGAAUAUACAUUGAUUCUUGAUAUUUUCAUACCGAAUUUUCCAUCAGUGAAUGACCUAUCGGAUGACAAAGCUCAAUUAACAUUAUUGAAUGUGAACGAUGAAUCAAAAAUCUUUGUAACACAUGAUGGUCACCUUUACGUAACAGAAGGACGUCAAAGUUCAUCAACUAUAAGAUUACGAGAAUAUAUUCGUUUACUUAUUUCUGUUCAACAAAACUCGAUUCAUAUCUAUGUUAAUGGUUCGUUAGAACUCAAUACAUCAAUUACCGAAGGUAAAUUCGCAACAAACUUAAAACGUAUUGAUCUUUUUCGAGAGUUAGAUUUAACUAAAAACACAAUUAAUGACGAUCAACUACGUAUUGAAUGUCGAUCGAUAACAUAUUUAAAUCGAUCAAUGCCAACACUUUCUUCAUCAAUGAAGAACUUACUUCAAUCAACUGAAUAUUCCUUAGAUGAAUUAGUUGCACCUUCGUUUAAUAUUCUGUCGACACAUCUUAUCGGUAUUGGUUACAAAGAACAAUUGCUCAAAUUUGUGAUGAAAAAAUAUAAGACGACAAAUAUUUAUUUAAUCGAUAAGAUUCUCCGAGAAGAAAAUCAAACUAUAGAAAAUAUAUGCCAACAAGAACAGCAACAAAAAAGACUUAAUGUUUUAAAACGAUUGAAUUCAUAUGAUGAAACUGAAAUAUUGCCUAUGUUAAUAGAUAUUGAUGUGAUGCCAAAUGAUUUAUCAUUAUCGACAUUGACAUCCGAAAUAGACAACGGUGAUGAUGAAAAUAUUCCAGUGAAUAAAAAUUGGUUUUAUAAAAUCGCUCGUUCUGUCGGCAUUCGUGAUAAACUAGAUGAUUGGAUUCGAAAUAAAGAAACCAUUAAUCAAUUAACAGUUGGAUACCUUGAAUAUAAACUUCCUGAUUUAACAAAAAUAGAUUCCGAUGAAAUAGAAUUUACUGAUAAAUUCAAGAAAACGCUGGCAAAAUCGUCACAUUAUGUACAUCAAGAACUGCCAUGCAAAACCUAUAUUCAUUCACGUACAACAUGCACAUAUGGACUAAUAACAAUCCAUGCACGACAUACAAUAAUGAAUAUAUUAAAAGUCUGGUAUAAUAAUGAUCAAUCAAAUUUAUUUCCACUUUCGAAAUUUGGUGAUGGAAAUUUUAUCGUUCAAUUAAUACAGUUCAUGGAUCAUCAUCAUACGCACUCAGGAAUUGAUUGGUCAUCAUUUAUGAAAGAUUUAUCAAUGGGUCUCGAUUUAAUCAAUAUUUUAAUAAAUAAAAUAAAACCUUGUCAAUGGUCUGAACUAUUUUUUACUGAAUCAAAAGAAAUUCUAGGCGAAAAACUUGCAUUGACGAAAGAAAUGAUUGAGACAGUCCAUAUUCAUUUUAACAGAACAGCUGACGAACAAGUGAUGAAGUUUAUGAAUCAAAAUAUCGAUCUCAACGAGGAUGAAUCAUCAAAUGAAUCUAUUAUCAAUUUCAUCGAUAAUCUACCAGCUGAUUCAAUUCCAAAUUCGACCAAAUAUGCUUCAUUUACUUACUUAUGUAAUAUGCCAUCAGCAUAUAUACAAACACGUGUAAAACUUCUCUAUUUUUUCAAUGUUCUGCUCAGAAAAACUUUGUCACUUACAAAUCUCAUCUUACCAUCGGGCAUAGGCUUUAUUGUCGAUCGAAUUCGAUCUGCUCGGCAUUAUAUAUUAUUUGAAACAAAAUUUAGAAAAUUCAAUGCAGCUUUGAUUAAAACUAAAGAUAGUUCAGAUUCAUCGGAAGUAGAAAUAAAAUUUGAUAUUGUGAAAGCUAGUGUAGCUGAACGUUUUGAAGAUACCAUGUUUUAUCAAGUAUAUGAACAAAUACAUUCUAAUGCAUCUCGAAUAUUUCGACGAUCGGCUGAUGAACAUGUCUGGAAAGCAGUCUAUGUUGGCAUGUUUAGCUAUGAUCAAGGUGGACCUUAUCGAGAUUCGGUAACACGAAUAUGUGCCGAUUUAUGUAGUACACGAUUACCAUUAUUCAUUCUUUGUCCGAAUGGACGAACAAAUAAUGGUUCGAAUCGUGAUCGAUGGAUUCCGAAUGUUUUUCCACCGAAUCGAUCCAUACCAAUCAAUAUUAAAAAUCAAUAUCGUUUUGUUGGACAACUUAUGGGCAUGGCAAUGCGUACGAAACACUACCUUGAUGUUCGAUUUCCAACAUUGCUCUGGAAACAACUCGUACAAGAAGAAGUUACAAUUGAAGAUAUUGAAGCUAUUGAUAUUUCAAGUUUUGCAAUUAUCAAUGAAAUGGAAGAAAAUAUUCGAAAAAUAAAAGAUAUGAAUGAAUCUGACAAUAGUGAUGUCAACAAGAAUUGUGACUAUUUACUUAGCAGUAUUAUGACUGAACUUAAAUUUGAUGUCGUUAGUUCGGCAGGACAAACUUAUGAACUUAUUCCAGGUGGUUUUCACAUACCAAUAACUGUUGCCAAUUUCGAAGAUUAUUGUAUUCGUUAUCGUCAAUAUCGUAUUAAGGAAUUUCAUCGACAAAUUGAAUUUAUUCGUCAAGGUUUAUAUAGUGUCGUACCAUGGGCCUGUUUAACUUUAUUCACAGCUCACGAAUUAGAAGAAGCUAUUUGUGGUAAAGGUCAUACUGAUAUUGAAAUGCUCAAACGUCAUACAGAUUAUGAUGAAGAUGAUGAAUCUUCACCGCGUAUUCAGAAAUUUUGGUCAGUUUUAAGUGAAAUGUUUAGUGAAGAACAGAAAAAAUUGUUUUUAAUAUUCGUUUGGGGACGAAGUACAUUGCCAUAUAGAGAUGAUGAUUUUUCGACGAACUUUCUGAUAACACAUCUUGAACCAGAUGAUAAUGUUGAUGAAGCUCUACCCCGACGAUCAUAA